This is a messenger RNA of Eupeodes corollae, 1507 nucleotides long. It is a transcript of the gene Yif1, whose product is annotated as protein YIF1B-B. Lineage: Eukaryota; Metazoa; Arthropoda; Insecta; Diptera; Syrphidae. Bases 157 to 1338 code for a protein of 393 amino acids. The record is from RefSeq and is a predicted model, not a curated record. The transcript has 4 exons. Gene Ontology annotation, biological process: endoplasmic reticulum to Golgi vesicle-mediated transport. Gene Ontology annotation, cellular component: COPII-coated ER to Golgi transport vesicle; endoplasmic reticulum membrane; endoplasmic reticulum-Golgi intermediate compartment.
GUCAAAUCGAAAGUAGCCUCGAAUGAAGUUUGAGUGGUGAUGUGUACUUUAAAUACGAAAUUAUUUUAAAAUUUAUUUUUUCUCAUAAGAACCGAUAUUAAUUAAAAACAAUAUCUUCGGUUUGUCCCAUUCCGAUUCCAGUGAUAAGCAAUUACCAUGAACUACAAUCCCAAUCCAGCUGUUCGACAGCGUAAGUUUGAAAAUUAUCAAGGUCCUGCCGGCAGGAAACCCAAAAGAGUUAGCGACAUCGGGGCAUUGGGUCCCAGUGCACCAGUUGCUCCCCAACAAUAUAAUCCACAAAUGGAACCAAUGAUGAUUCCACAAAAUAUUCCAUAUGCCGGCAACCAGCCUUACAAUAAUGGUGCAGCUCCAAUUCAGCAGGAUUUUCAGUAUACAACAAUUCCACAACCACAACAGCAACAACAACAAUUCCCAUCUUAUCCAAAUAUACCUCCUCAACAACAACAACAACAAUCUGGGAACCUUCCAAAUGCCCCACAAUUGCCACCACAGCAAUUUGCCAUGUUCCAACAGCCAAUUGUGCAAGACAUGGCAAUGCAAUAUGGACAGCGUUUGGCCGAUCAAGGCAAGCAAAUGGUCGAGACCCAAUUCGAGAAGUAUGUGCCAGUUGCAAAGCUCAAAUACUACUUUGCCGUUGACAACAAUUACGUGAUUAAUAAGUUGCGACUUUUAUUUUUCCCAUUCACGCACAAGGAUUGGUCAUUGAAGUAUGAUCAAGACAACCCAGUGCAGCCUCGCUAUGAUAUUAAUGCUCCGGAUCUGUACAUACCCACAAUGGCGUUCAUAACUUAUGUGGUAGCAGCCGGUCUUAUGCUCGGCAUGCAAAAUCGAUUUUCGCCCGAACAACUUGGAAUUCAAGCGUCUAGCGCUUUGGCUUAUAGCAUCUUUGAACUAGUUGUCUAUUCAAUAACUCUCUAUGUUGUCAACAUUAAAACAAGUCUCAAAACUUUGGAUUUACUCGCAUUUUCUGGAUACAAAUUUGUCACUAUCGUUGCGUGCCUCUUGACAAGUACUUUCUUUUACAGUUUUGGUUAUUACUUAGCCUUGAUAUACUCCAGUCUAACGCUUGGAUUCUUUUUGUUGAGAACACUGAAGACAAAAGUUUUGCUAGAAACUUCAGCCGGCGCUUCCGAUGGUCCAAUCAAUUACGACCCAUAUGGAAAUCCACAGCAAUUGGAUUAUACUGGAGACCGAAAAAGAAAGCUUUACUUCCUCUUUUUGAUUGUUGGAGGUCAAGCUCUUCUGUCAUUUUUAUUAUCUAAACAUUUAUUUCUAAGAGAACCGACGACACCAAGUCUCGGUGAACUAAAUUUGUAAUUAAAUAAUUUCAUUCUUUUUUAUUUGGUUUCUUUAAAAAAAAAACUUUUUAUUAUUAUUUGUUGAAUUAUAUAACGUCGAGAAAAAGUGUACACUUUAUUCGUGGAAUGUAUGUGCACCUUUUAAAAAAACAAAGGAGAGAAUAAAAAUUUGUAACAGAACAAAAGAA